AUGAGUAACGCGCGAUUACAUGGAGGUUCCAUCCCCAACGAGGUCGGGGCAGACAAGCGGCUCCUCAGUGCGCCAAAGCCUCCAGACGCGCGCAUGCAGAACCUCAUCGACGAGGUCAACAAGCACGGCUUCGUCAUCAUCCGAGAUGCCUUUGAUGCUUCCACCGUGGCCGCGGCCAAAGCUGAGGCCUUGAGGCUGACAAACGACCCCAAGACGGCUGGGCCUGCUGGCCAGGCAGGGCGCAACAACUUUGAAGGACACAAGACGCAGCGCAUGUACUCGCUGGUGAACAAGUCGCGUGUGUUCGACGCCUUUGCGCUGCAUGAGGAUGUGUUGGCGCUGAAUGAUCAUUUUCUGGAUGCGGGAUAUUUGCUUAAUUCGUUUCAGAGCAUUAAUAUCUUGCCUGGGGAGACUGCUCAGACUCUGCAUUAUGACCAUGGGUUUGCGUCGCUGGAGAGGCCUCAUAAGCCUCUUGGUUCGAAUAAAGAGCCUAAUACCGGAGGUGAACAUCAGGGCGUCAUGAUUGCUCUGGACGAUUACACCGCCACCAACGGCGCAACUGUCAUCGUCCCCGACUCUCACAACUGGGACUCAAAGCGCAUCCCCACCAUGAAGGACACCAUCCCCGUCAUCAUGCCGGCGGGCAGCAUCAUCUACUUCCUCAGCACGCUAUGGCACGGCGGCGGCGCGAACACCAGCGACAAGCCCCGGCUGGCGUUUACGGCGCAGUACUGCCAGCCUUGGAUCCGGCCCAUGGAGAAUAUGAUUUUGGCGGUUGACUGGGAGAAGCUGGACGAGAUUCCGGAGAGGCUGGUGGGCAUGCUGGGGUACAAGGUUGGGAGCCCGUUUAUUGGCUUUGUGGAUGGGAGAAGUCCGAGGGCGGCGGUACAGAAGAUACUGGCGAAGUGGAAGGGCAAAGCUGAGUCGAAGCUAUGA
Messenger RNA from Trichoderma gamsii, 936 nucleotides. Its product is annotated as phytanoyl-CoA dioxygenase family protein. NCBI's taxonomy places the organism in Eukaryota, Fungi, Ascomycota, Sordariomycetes, Hypocreales, Hypocreaceae. The transcript has 2 exons. The coding region runs from base 1 to 936 and encodes 311 amino acids. The record is from RefSeq and is a predicted model, not a curated record.